AUGAAUGAUCGUUUGCCAUCAUUUAAAUUAGCAACAAUUGACGCAGACAAGCCAUAUGCAGAUGGUGAUCGAUCUCAAGCAACAGUCGUCGAUAGUUUGCAACUUGUUAACAGAUGUGAAUUUGGAUUAUAUGCAGCAGCAUGUGGUUGUCGAGUAUUCAUCUUUGAAGUACAACCAGAAUAUGCCGAUCUUAUUCGAACAUCAAUCGCACUUAACAACUUCUCAACUUCACGAGUUCAUGUUCUAGAAAAAGCUGUUAGUAAUCUACCUUCGAAUUCUAAGCUAACAUUUUCCCAGAAAGGUGGUCAAACAAAAGCUUCUGAAGGAAACUUAACUGUAUCAACAAUUCGUUUGGAUGAUAUUAAAUGGCCAUCGAACUCAACAAUUCUCCUGCUAAAAGUUGAUGUUGAAGGUUUUGAACUAAAUGUACUCCGUUCAGCAGAGAAGUUAUUUAGUGAGAAUCGAAUUCAUCAUUUAAUCUUUGAAUACACAGCAUGGUGGACUGAUCGAGGAGCACAAAAAGAUCUUAUUCCAUAUGUCGAAAAUACACUUAAAUCGAAACAACUAUUUGCAUUAGAUCGAACAGCUAGUACUGUUUAUGGUCCACUGAAACGACAAGCAAUCAAUCACUUUCAUAGCUUUCAUAUGUCAAAACGACUUCAAACAGAUAUCUAUGCAAGAUUUGUUGAACCGAGUGAUAAAGAUACUUUAGAAAUUGAGCCAUAUUAUCUAGGAAUAUCAUAUGCAUAA
This is a messenger RNA of Adineta steineri, 750 nucleotides long. NCBI's taxonomy places the organism in Eukaryota, Metazoa, Rotifera, Eurotatoria, Adinetida, Adinetidae. The record is from the annotation of a GenBank genome assembly.